GCUCUUACACACCCUGACGUAAGCAAAUCAGAUCAGCACCGACUGCACACGGGACCGAGAGUAAUAAAUUGUUAAUCUGUCUCCUGUUGCUGGUCGAAGCCGACGGUCUGGAGAGCGCUUUGGUACUGAACCCUUCUGACCAACAAGGCAGGGACACACGUGUUCUCUCCACUUCUAAGAGAGCAGCCAAGGGAGCAGCGGCGGCGACACCAUGAAGGCAGCUGUGUCUCUCGCGGGCGCGGUACUCUUGUCGCGGGCCCCAGCUUCAGCGGCAGUGGGGGAGCAGCCCACCAUCGUUGGAUCUAGGGCACCGCCAAUGGCUUCGUCGUGGACAAAAGCAGCCCCUCGGGAAGGCAGAAGGCGCAUCCGGAACGCCGACCUCCACCGCGACCGCCCCCCAGAACCCCUAUCCACCACCAACCUCACUGCCAUGCUGAGGGGGGGUUGGCUCGGCGUCGACCUCGUGCAGGAGAUCGCCAAGGCCUACCUGAAGCCUCCCGCGGGUGAAGGCGGCGAGGCCGCGGGCGGAGGAGAGGGCGGCGGCAAGGGGGCAGAGCAACAGGCGGCCGAUGGUGGAGGCCGCGGCAAGGGGCGAAGAGGCCGCGGAGGAGGGGAUAACGGGGCGGCGGGGAGGCGUGCCGAGGGCUGGGACUCGGCGAGCCCUAGAGCAGGUGGCGAUAGCGCCAAGGACGGGGGCGCGGCGGCAGCUGGUACGGGUAGCAGCGGUGGCGGGAAUGGGGCUGGAACGGACGGGGGCGAGCGCUCUACCGGUGGUGCUAUGCAGGGGCAGAUGGAGCGGCUCCGAUUGGCGCUGCAGCAACAGACGGGCGGUAACGGGCGAGAGACCGGAGGGGAGGGCGGAACCAGCGGCAGCGGCGGCGCUAGAGACAGCCAUAGAGACAAGAGCAACAACAAUAGCGGCCAUCGGGCUUCGAUGGCACCGAAGAACCCGCGCCUUUCCGUCUCUGGAGGCCUCCUCGUUGACCGCGGUGCCAACUCCAACGUAGAAACCCAAAGCAGCGGCGGAAAUGGUGCCGGUUCGGCUUUCGAUGGCGGCGGUUACAGCACCGAGUCGGCGGCGGGCAAGGAUGAGCAGAGCUGGGAGGACGGCGGCGAGGAUUUUGAUUCUGAUGACGAAGAGUUUUUCGAAUCGGGCGGCGGUACAGAAGGGGAGGACGAUGAGGAGGAGGAGCUGGCGAGGGCUAAGGCUGCGGCGGCGGCGGCGCGAAUGAGGAGCGAGGUGGCGCUCUUGAAGGAGAUGGAGGCGGUGCAUGCGAGCCAGCAAGGGAUGGGCAGGUCAGGCGAAGCGGUCGUCAUCCCACCGCUGGGCCAGCACACGAGGACUGUGGUGACGCAGGCCAUGCCGGCCCGCUUUGUGGAGGAGGUCGGGGCAUCGCUCGCCAGCGCGAUGGCCUUGGCCACGGCCAGGAUGCUCAUCCAGGCCUGCGUGAACUUGCGAGUGAAGAAGAAGGCGGAGAAGGUGGCGUUCAAGGACGUUGUCGGCUGCGACGAGGCCAAGGGGGAAAUCAAGCAGAUCGUCGAUUUCCUGGUGGAUCCGUCGGCGUACGACAGCCUUGGUGCCUCUAGACCCAAGGGAAUCCUGUUGGUGGGCCCCCCUGGCACAGGCAAAACUCUGAUUGCCAAGGCAUGCGCUGGAGAGGCGGGCGUCCCGUUCCUCUACGCUUGCGGGUCCGAGUUCAACGGAGUCUAUGUCGGCAUGGGAGUUGCAGCCGUCAAGAGGCUUUUCGCGAAGGCCAGGAAGCACAAGAAAAGCAUCAUCUACAUCGACGAGAUCGACCACCUGGGACGUGCCAGGGGCGGGUCGAGAGACGCGGGGAGUGCGACGCAGGAUCGGGAGGCCACCCUGAACCAGCUGCUGAGCGAGAUGGACGGGUUCGAGGGAAAGGACGGGAUCGUCGUGAUGGCCUCCACAAACCGGAAGGACAUGUUGGAUGACGCUCUGCUCCGAUCGGGACGCUUCGACAUGCAGGUGGAUGUGGACCGGCCAGACCGUAAGGGCCGCGAGCAGCUGUUUACCAAGUACCUCGCCCCCCUCAAGCUCUCUGAUGAACAACGCGAAGGAGGGGUGGAGGCAUCACCCGACAGCAGCACCAGCAGCAACGGGGUCUUUCGUGGUGGAAAGGGGAGACGUUAUUUCGGCGGGGGCGCGGCGGCGGCGGCGGCGGCCGAGAGGGAGAAGCAGGCGGCCAUCAAGAAGCAAGGCCUUCAGGAUGACAUCGCGAAAGAGCUGGCGGAUAUGACCCCCUACAUGACCGGGGCUGACGUGGCGAACGUUUGCGCGACUGCCGGGAGGAUCGCUGCGAGGAGCGGGUCGGACGCGGUCGAAUUGGAGCACUUGAGCGCCGCUGUAGACCGGGUCCAGCAUGGCCUGGAGAAGCCUGACAGGGAAGUGACGGAGGAAGAAAAAAAGCGAACGGCUAUCCACGAGGCCGGUCACGCCGUUGCUGGCUGGAUGCUUCCGUGGUGCGAUGAGGUCGUCAAGGUCUCCAUUGUCUGGCGAGGGAACGCUUUAGGGUUUUCGCAGACCGCAGUGGUGGAAAGGCUGAGCGAGAUGCGGGAGAUGGUCCUGGACAGCGUAUGCAUGACCCUGGCGGGACGGGCGGCGGAGGAGGUGCUGUGCGGCACCAUCAGCGGAGGAGCGUCAUCGGACCUGAGAGUGGCGUCGCGACAGCUGUACUCCGCCAUCACAGAGGUGGGCUUUGGCAGCACGACGGGCCUAUUGUCUCCGGGUCACCGCCAGCUUAGCGAGAAGGUCAUGGCUGAGAUUGACCAAGAAGUGCAGACCCUCUUGGCGCAGCAGUACCAGCGCGCCCUCGCCCUGAUCCGAACGCACCGCGACAAGACCGACAGCCUCUCGGCGGCACUCCUCGAGCACAACGUCGUGCACAAGGCAGACCUGCGACGGAUCCUGGGAGACAAGGUGACCGUUGAGUCGGAAGAAGCUGCUGCAGCAGCCGCCCUGACCGAGGGCCUCCUCAAAGUCGAUGGAGAGAAGGUCGAAAACGCAAGCACUUCUGGUGCUGGUACUGCACCCACGGAAGCUUAAAAUAGACUUAACAAUGGGGGGAUUGACACGCCCAUGGAGAAUUCGAGUGUGCUUUUUCUCUUGUGUGUUGGAGGGCGCGGGUAGCGUAUGACAUGAAAUGUACGUCUUUUCGUACGUGUGUGUGCGUUUUUUGUUUGGAAGAACGGAAACGACGUGGGUAACAUAAAAAAGGGAGACACGUCCGGUAGACAAUGGGUAUUUGUUCGAUAGGUGCCGCUGGUAGCUCUCCACGCGGGCCUCGUGCGGGCGAUCCUGCAUCGAGGCGGGGCGAUGUCGUCUUAAGAGCUUUGAGCUGGAAAAUCAAACUUGGGUGCAGAUCACGUGGCAUGAUGUUCGAGGGGGGUGGGGGAAGUACUCGUUGGUUGCUUACCUGAUGAUGACCUACGUUGCCUAUUGGAGCCGCAGAGAAGCGGGUGGCAGAAGACGUGAUGCCUUCAAAGACUGCCGACGGAAGGCGUUCUUUUUCUGCCCCAGAAAGCGUUGUUGCUGUUGUCGUUGUUGUUGUCUUCACGUUAAAAGCUGUUGCGGUCUCCGCUCAGUACCUUCUUAUUUCCGCACUGGUCCAACACAAGCGUGCGCUGCAUAACACCCUCGUAUUUGUAGCACCAAUGCAGAUCAUGAGUCUGGUAUCGGUGUGAGCGGCAUGACGGAGGUGGGGGGUGGGGGUGAAGGGUGAGAGGAGGACAGGUAUUCUUGACCUCGGCGUUGUAGUUGUUUUGGAGUAGGUGUCAGGUGCAGCAUGGCGAAAACUGGCCUAGUUCUCGUAAAGAAGGAUUUGAGUGUGCUAAAUAUAAUUUGGCUUGUCGAAGAUCGAUCAGCGUCUGUUUGAUUUGUUAGAAACCGUAGAUGUGGGGUAGCGGUUACGUGUAUGCAUGUUUUUGAAAAUUCUCGUGAUAGCGCCAUGUGAAAAGGAUAAUAUUGGAUAGGCUGGCCCAGAGAGACGGGGCGGUGUUGGCCCCAUGCUGCAAGCGGGUAAACAUAAAGUGUCGUGAGGAAAUGUCCACCAAUUCAGCGGGGCAGGAAAAUUAAAGCAUGUAAAGAAAAAUCUUGCUCCUUUCGACGAGGUGCGUGGGAACAAUUACGGAAGGUUCACU
Messenger RNA from Ectocarpus sp. CCAP 1310/34, 4161 nucleotides. The record is from the annotation of a GenBank genome assembly. Lineage: Eukaryota; Phaeophyceae; Ectocarpales; Ectocarpaceae.